This is a messenger RNA of Gadus chalcogrammus (walleye pollock), 994 nucleotides long. RefSeq names its product transcription factor HES-2-like. Lineage: Eukaryota; Metazoa; Chordata; Actinopteri; Gadiformes; Gadidae. The record is from RefSeq and is a predicted model, not a curated record. Gene Ontology annotation, cellular component: nucleus. Gene Ontology annotation, biological process: regulation of transcription by RNA polymerase II; anterior/posterior pattern specification; regulation of neurogenesis. Gene Ontology annotation, molecular function: protein dimerization activity; RNA polymerase II cis-regulatory region sequence-specific DNA binding; DNA-binding transcription factor activity, RNA polymerase II-specific. The transcript has 2 exons. Bases 16 to 519 code for a protein of 167 amino acids.
CAACACAACACCACCAUGUCUCCGCACUUCAGCUACACCUCUGUACACCACAGCGGCUUCCCUGAGAAAGACAACCUCCGACAGUUGAGGAAGCCCAGAGUGGAGAAGAUGCGACGGGACCGCAUCAACACCUGCAUCGAUCAGCUCAAGCUCCUCCUGGAGACGGAGCUCCACCAACAGGAGCCCAACGCCAAGCUGGAGAAGGCUGACGUCCUGGAGAUGACCGUCUGCUUCCUGAGAAGGCAGCUCAUGCACACGCCCGGAGGCCUGGACCUGCUCUCCUCUGUGGGACCCAGUAGAGAGACCUCCGUCUCUGCCGCUCCUCCUCCUCCUCCUUCUCCCUCCUCGUCUCUCCAUGGUCUCCGGCACCAAGAACAUCAGGGGGAGCUUCUCCUCCUGGCCCAGAGAGACUUCACCUCCUCCUCCUCCUCCUCCUCCAUCAUGUCCUCCAGCAUCUCCUCCACCCUGACCCUCAGACCCACAGGCAGCAGCAAGUCUCUGGUCUGGAGGCCCUGGUAGUAGAGACGCUCUACAGCAGUAGAACCAGACCCACAAGAUCAAGAAUGGUCUCUCUUCGUGGUGGAGGAGAUCUGCGUUUGAAACCCCCCUUGAGAUGAAUCUUCAUCGCGUUAUCAUCACAUUGAUGGAACCAAGUAGCAAUUAUUGUUGUUAAAAGUUUAAGGCUGACUUUUAUAUUUUCUGGAAGGUGCUCCUGCUUUGAGCCGAAAUUGUGAUGCUUCUUACUGGCAUCGAAGAACUGGUGCUUUUAUUGUGAAGUGGAGAGCUUUCUUGCGUAUCGUCGGGAGCUUUUAGUGUGAAGCGAUUGCUUACUCCAGUGGAGUUCAUCUCGUUAGACUCUGUUGUUGUAACAGUGUAAUCAGUUUAUGAUUAUGAAAUAUUGCUAGGUACUUUUGGAGAAUAUUUCUCGUGUGUUUGUGUGUGUGUGUGUUUGUGUGCGUGCGUGUGUGUGUGUGUGUGUGUGGGAGAGUGUGUG